AUGUGGAUUAACUGCGGGAAACUAUCCGACUUCACCCAGGCGCGAUACGUCGUCCGGCUGACCACAGGCAAGAAAGUGGUGUUGUUCCGUCUCCCGACGAUCGACAACUCUAGUUUGAAAUCAAAUGAGACCAAUGACGGCUGGUCUUACUACGCCAUGGAGGCGGAAUGUCCCCACGCCGGUGGUCCGAUGGCAGACUCCUCAGUUGACAUUGAAGACUCCGCGUACGUUGUGUCGUGUCCCUGGCACGCGUAUGAUUUCAAUGUAGAGACUGGCGAGUCCAGCGUUGGUAUCAAGGCCUGCACGUUCCCAGUGGAUGUGCGUGGCGAGUUCGUCGCUAUGGAUUUCCCCGAGGAGGGCGAGGUCGCAGUUGCUAGUGUCGACCCUGUCAGUGAGAAAGUCAAGCUGAAGCACCCGCGGCCUUCGGAGAAAGCUGUUGCUACGGCUCCUGUCAGUAAAGAGGACCCGGGCAUGGCGACGUAUCUCGGCGAUGACGCGACGUUGUGUGAUUGGGCGGCCCAUAUUCUGAAUACUGCUAAUCCAGAGCACAAGAUCGAGCUGACGACACAUCUUUUCUCUAUUUUCGCUGAUAGAGAGGCUUCUGACUCUCCCAUGCCGCUCGGCAGAGGCACAGUCUUGCCGCCUGACCAGCCUCCACGUGAGAACAUGGAAAUUGUUGGACCGGGUCAGAUGCCGAAAGCAGGACGCGGAGGGACUUUGAAGAGCCGGGUCGCUAUGCUUCAUGCGCUGGCAAAUAUUGAAUUGUGGGCCAUCGACUUGGCUAUUGAUAUCUGUAUCCGAUUCGCGACGUUCCAAACAGAAGGUACGGCGCAGGAACUUCCUCGUGCAUUCUUCCAUGAUUGGUUGAAGGUUGCUAGCGAUGAGGCAAAGCACUUCUCUCUGCUGCGCACUAGACUCGAGGAGCUGGGAUCUGCGUUUGGCUCGCUGCCCGUACAUCACAGUCUGUGGCUAUCGGCGACCGAAACGGCGUAUGACCUGCGAGCAAGAAUUAGUAUUAUCGCCCUGGUGCACGAAGCCCGAGGCCUGGAUGUCAACCCCAUGACGAUUGAGAAGUUCCGCAAAGCUGGCGAUGCCGAGAGCGUGGUGUCCUUGGAGGUCAUUCACAACGACGAGAUCACACAUGUCACUACUGGACACCGGUGGUUAACGUGGAUCUGUGCCCAAGAAGGGACUGAUCCCGUUCAGGUCUUCCGGUCGAAUGUGCAAAAGCAUUUCAGGGGUCCGAUCCGCGGACCAUUCAACGAAGAAGCGCGUUUGCAAGCUGGAAUGGACAAACGCUAUUACGAAAGUACUCCUGACGCGAUUGCGGCCUCAUGA
Molecule: messenger RNA, 1338 nt
Organism: Penicillium paradoxum
Lineage: Eukaryota; Fungi; Ascomycota; Eurotiomycetes; Eurotiales; Aspergillaceae
Product: Rieske [2Fe-2S] domain protein
Exons: 1
Coding region: 1-1338 (445 amino acids)
Molecular function (GO): 2 iron, 2 sulfur cluster binding
Source: RefSeq, a predicted model, not a curated record